This is a messenger RNA of Lolium rigidum, 3601 nucleotides long. RefSeq names its product DNA polymerase I A, chloroplastic-like. The record is from RefSeq and is a predicted model, not a curated record. NCBI's taxonomy places the organism in Eukaryota, Viridiplantae, Streptophyta, Magnoliopsida, Poales, Poaceae. The coding region runs from base 79 to 3015 and encodes 978 amino acids. Gene Ontology annotation, biological process: DNA-templated DNA replication; double-strand break repair. The transcript is spliced from 12 exons. Gene Ontology annotation, molecular function: DNA-directed DNA polymerase activity; DNA binding; 3'-5' exonuclease activity.
UCUCCCUUCCUCCGCCGCCCGCCGUUGCCCCGAGCCUUCCCCGGCCGAAGAAGGCAAGACUAUUCUAACAGUUCAGACAUGGGAGUUAGAGAACGCAGCGUGUGCGGGCUUGGACUGUAUGCCAACAUGAAUGGGCAAAGUAACGAACAUGAAUGGGCGCUUGAGAGCAAGAGGAUGUUUUAUCUCAGAAUCGCCAACAACGCCAGCCAUAGCAUCCACAACGGAGCCACUCCUCUAAGGGUUGGAAAUCCAAAUCACGAACCCUCUGGAAAUCACAGAAGUUCAAACUAUCCUUCCAUGCAUAAUCUAAGAGAAAGAGUGCCAUCUUACUCAAUUGUAAAUAGACAUGCCAAUACAGACUUGGCUGAGUGUAAUCUGACAAAUCAGUUUGCCCAUGCUCUUUCAACCCCAAUGAGUGAUGUUAAUGAUGACAUCGAACUAUUGGGCAUGCCUAGCAGCUCUAAUGUGGAGAUUUCAGCGCAUGAUUGUUCAUCCAUGGAGGCUCCUUUGCCUAAUAUCUCAAAUAUGGAGGAAACUUCAGGGCUUGAUGGAAAGACUAAUGUUGGGUAUGCAGAUAAACACAAACUCAUAUCUCAAAAGGUGGUACCAUCUUUCCCAGAUAGAACUUUCUUGACCAAGGAGUCUACAAGCAAACGGAAGGCUCUUGUUGGUAUCUAUGACAAAGUUUUGGUAAUUGACAAUAUUGAGUCAGCAAAGAAUGUUGUACGAUUGCUUACUACAAAGUACAGAAACUUUGUUCAUGCAUGCGACACGGAGGUAGCAAAUAUUGAUGUCAAAAAGGAGUCACCAGUUGAUCAUGGAGAAGUAAUAUGUUUUAGCAUCUAUUCAGAAAAUUCUGAUGUACAUGCCGAUUUUGGAAACGAGAAAACAUGCAUUUGGGUGGAUGUGCUUGAUGGUGGAAGGGAUGUCUUGAUGGAGUUUGCUCCAUUCUUUGAGGACCCGUCUAUCAAGAAGGUUUGGCAUAACUAUAGUUUUGAUAGCCAUGUCAUUGAGAACUACGGAAUCAAGGUUGCUGGAUUUCACGCUGAUACAAUGCAUCUUGCACGCCUUUGGGAUUCUAACAGGAAAACUGAUGGUGGAUAUUCACUUGAAGGACUUGCAAAUGAUCCUAGAGUCAUGAGUGAUGUUGGGAAGGACUUAACUAAAAUUGGGAAGUCAUCGAUGAAAACAAUCUUUGGUAAGAAAAAGAUUAGGAAGGAUGGAGCCGAAGGGAAAAUUAUAUAUAUUGAACCAGUUGAAAAUUUGCAAAGGGAAGACAGGGAGAUGUGGAUUUGCUAUUCAUCACUGGAUGCAGUGAGUACACUAAAGCUUUAUGAAAGCUUGAAAUGUAAGCUUGAAACAAAAGAAUGGAUUUUUGACGGUUGUCCUAGAGGAACAAUGUACGAUUUCUAUGAAGAGUAUUGGCGCCCCUUUGGUGACCUUCUUGUGAAGAUGGAAACAGAGGGUAUGCUUGUUGACCGUGCUUACCUUUCAGUGAUCGAGAAAACAGCUGUUGCUGAACAAAAAAGGGCUGCAGAUAAGUUUAGGAAUUGGGCAUCUAAAUAUUGUCCAGAUGCGAAGUACAUGAAUCUGAAUAGUGAUGUACAACUUCGCCAGCUUUUCUUUGCUGGCAUUAAAAACAGGAAUAAAUCUGGUGAGACCUGCCCACAAAGUAAAACAUUUAAAGUUCAGAAUGAUGAAAAUGUAGCUCCGGAAGGCAAGAAGGCUUCAAAGUUUCGCACAAUCAAACUUUAUGGUAUUGUGAAAGAUCUGAAAAUUAAUAUGUUCUCCCCGAGUGGGUGGCCUUCACUCAGCAUUGAUGCAUUGAAAACUUUGUCUGGUAAGAUACCCAUGGAUCAGAUUUACACAAUGGACGAUGACCAAGAGCAUGAUGAAUAUAGCAAUGGUUCAGAACUUCCCGAGCAGGAUAUAGAUGAGUCAUCAUCAUAUGGAACUGCAUAUAAAGCAUUUGGUGGAGGAAAGAAGGGAAAGGAAGCAUGCCAUGCAAUUGCAGCUCUAUGUGAAAUCUCCUCUAUUGACAAGUUGAUAUCCAGCUUUAUUCUUCCCUUGCAGGGAGGUAAUAUAUCAUGUAAGGAGGGGCGCAUUCACUGUUCAAUAAAUAUCAAUACUGAAACUGGGCGCUUAUCAGCACGAAUACCAAAUUUGCAGAAUCAACCUGCACAUGAAAAAGAUCGAUAUAAGAUCCGCCAAGCUUUUGUUGCAGCUCCAGGGAACUCUCUUGUUGUUGCUGAUUAUGGCCAGCUGGAGCUGAGAAUCUUAGCCCAUCUUACUAGUUGUAAAAGCAUGCUGGAUGCUUUCAAGGCUGGUGGUGACUUCCAUUCUAGAACAGCCAUGAAUAUGUAUGAGCAUGUCCGAGAUGCUGUUCACGGAAAAAGGGUCCUUCUUGAAUGGGAUCCUCAACCAGAUCAACAGAAGCCUCCAGUGCCAUUGUUGAAGGAUGCUUUUGGUGCUGAGAGAAGGAAGGCUAAAAUGCUUAAUUUCUCCAUUGCAUACGGAAAGACAGCCAGGGGGCUAGCUCAGGAUUGGCAGGUGACUGUCAAGGAAGCAAAAGAUACACUCAACCUAUGGUAUAGAGAUCGAAAGGAAGUUAAAGCUUGGCAAAAUAGGCAGAAAGAGCUUGUACGGGAAAAAUGUGAAGUCUACACGUUGCUCGGACGAUCACGCCGUUUUCCUAACAUGACCCAUGCACUUCAUGUUCAAAAAGGCCAUGUUGAUCGUGCUGCUAUAAAUGCUCCAGUGCAGGGCGGUGCAGCAGAUGUUGCCAUGUGUGCAAUGCUUGAGAUAGAAAGAAAUGCGCUCCUUAAGGAGCUCGGCUGGAGACUCCUGUUACAGGUGCACGAUGAAGUGAUACUGGAAGGGCCAACGGAAUCUGCUGAAACGGCCAGGGCCAUCGUGGUAGAGUGCAUGUCCAAGCCUUUCUACGGAACCAACAUCCUGAACGUUGAACUGGCUGUCGAUGCUAAGUGUGGAAAAAGUUGGUAUGAUGCCAAGUAGUUUCCACGCUAAGUUGGUACGGCGGCAAGUAGAACUGCCCCAUCUCUCAAUCCACGUCGUCAUAAGAUGUCCCAUGUUUGUUGGCCACACCAUGUCGGUCGGUUCGAUCAAACACACACAGGGUUUGAACAAGUGUAGAUAUUGCAGCCCUAGAAGCAGCAGAAGCAGCGCAAAGCCUGUUGAAGAGCGGAAUACUUGUGGCAGAGGCGGUGAUGUCAUGGACGAGUUGUGACGCGCACGCGUUGAAGAGCGGUAGACUUGUGGCAGAGGCGGUGAUGGCAUGGAGGAGUUGUGAUGCGCACUAGUAAUCUAACAAUCUAACAUGUAGAUUGGAUUGGCCUGUAGUAGGAUCUGAUGAGUUUCAGACGAAUUAAUCUUCAGGGUAGCAUGCUCAUUUGUUCAUAAUGACACCUUGGUGCGUGCUGCUGUUCCGAGGUUAACUACUUUAGUGACAAUAAUCUGUUCACCAGUGAGGCCUAGCAAUGCGGCUGGUAAACUGUUUAUGUUGAUCCGAUUGUCGGACGGAUGGCUCAGUUCUGGUCUGUUUACAAUGCUGGAAUUUCAUGUAAAUUUCUGCAAUAUUUGC